Knipowitschia caucasica is the source of this 1332-nucleotide messenger RNA. The record is from the annotation of a GenBank genome assembly. Lineage: Eukaryota; Metazoa; Chordata; Actinopteri; Gobiiformes; Gobiidae.
AUGGAGGAGGUGAUGGAGGAGGUGCUGGAGGAGGUGAUGGAGGAGGUGAUGGAGGAGGAGAUGGAGGAGGUGAUGGAGGAGGUGAUGGAGGAGGUGAUGGAGGAAGUCAUGGAGGAGGUGAUGGAGGAGGUGCUGGAGGAGGUGAUGGAGGAGGUGAUGGAGGAGGUGAUGGAGGAGGUGCUGGACGAGGUGAUGGAGGAGGUGAUAGAGGAGGUGCUGGAGGAGGUGAUGGAGGAGGUGAUGGAGGAGGUGAUGGAGGAGGUGACGGAGGAGGUGAUGGAGGAGGUGAUGAGGAGGACACAGAGUCUGCUGGGUCCUAAAGAGUCAGAACCCCAGAGUCUGCUGGGUCCUAAAGAGUCAGAACCCCAGAGUCUGCUGGGUCCUAAAGAGUCAGAACCCCAGAGUCUGCUGGGUCCUAAAGAGUCAGAACACCAGAGUCUGCUGGGUCCUAAAGAGUCAGAACCCCAGAGUCUGCUGGGUCCUAAAGAGUCAGAACACCAGAAGUCAGAACACCAGAGUCUGCUGGGUCCUAAAGAGUCAGAACACCAGAGUCUGCUGGGUCCUAAAGAAUCAGAACCCCAGAGUCUGCUGGGUCCUAAAGAGUCAGAACACCAGAGUCUGCUGGGUCCUAAAGAGUCAGAACACCAGAGUCUGCUGGGUCCUAAAGAGUCAGAACACCAGAGUCUGCUGGGUCCUAAAGAGUCAGAACACCAGAGUCUGCUGGGUCCUAAAGAGUCAGAACACCAGAGUCUGCUGGGUCCUAAAGAGUCAGAACACCAGAGUCUGCUGGGUCCUAAAGAGUCAGAACACCAGAGUCUGCUGGGUCCUAAAGAGUCAGAACACCAGAGUCUGCUGGGUCCUAAAGAGUCAGAACACCAGAGUCUGCUGGGUCCUAAAGAGUCAGAACACCAGAGUCUGCUGGGUCCUAAAGAGUCAGAACACCAGAGUCUGCUGGGUCCUAAAGAGUCAGAACACCAGAGUCUGCUGGGUCCUAAAGAGUCAGAACACAGAAGUCUGCUGGGUCCUAAAGAGUCAGAACACCAGAGUCUGCUGGGUCCUAAAGAGUCAGAACACCAGAGUCUGCUGGGUCCUAAAGAGUCAGAACACCAGAGUCUGCUGGGUCCUAAAGAGUCAGAACACCAGAGUCUGCUGGGUCCUAAAGAGUCAGAACACCAGAGUCUGCUGGGUCCUAAAGAGUCAGAACACCAGAGUCUGCUGGGUCCUAAAGAGUCAGAACACCAGAGUCUGCUGGGUCCUAAAGAGUCAGAACACCAGAGUCUGCUGGGUCCUAAAGAGUCAGAACACCAGAGGCAGCUGUGGCUACAGCAGUAG